This is a messenger RNA of Arachis stenosperma, 1989 nucleotides long. RefSeq lists its product as uncharacterized. The record is from RefSeq and is a predicted model, not a curated record. The transcript is spliced from 5 exons. Lineage: Eukaryota; Viridiplantae; Streptophyta; Magnoliopsida; Fabales; Fabaceae. The coding region runs from base 947 to 1858 and encodes 303 amino acids.
AGAUAGCGUGGCCCAUGCACUAUUUUCUCGGCAACUUCACUUAUACCAAGUUUCAACACCCUUCUCAGCUCCAAUCUUCGCCAUUUUAGCUUCACAACUCAAGAAUCUGUCUUCGCACUUCUUUUCUUUCUUUAUUGUCAUGCUUCGCUUCUUUCGCUUUUGCUCUCUUCAUCAUCAUCUAAGGUGUAAGCUACUUCCCAUUUUGCAAGAAAGCUACCAGGAGCAUAAAGUGAUUAGCAAAUUGUCCACAGCAGGUUGCGUUGAAUUGUAAUUAUUUUUAUCUUUAUUUAUUUUUCUCACUUAAUUUACUCUUACAUUUGAAAUAAUCAACCAAUAAGUAGCAGCAAAACUGCAAUAUACUUAGGGUGCGUGUGGAAUUGACACAUUUGCAUAGAAUUUCCAGGCAUUUUUGGAUGUAAUUUUUUUUAUAUGUAUUAACUAUUAAAUAAAUAUAGUCAUUAAUUUUUUAAUGUGAAUUCCUAAAACUAUUUUUAAACAAAUCAUUAAAAUGACUUAUUAUAUUAAAAAUAACUUAUCAUAAAGUUAUUCUUAAAAAUUGAUUUUUGAACCACACGCACCUUAUAAAUUUAUUCUUAUGAUUAGAUUAGUCGUAGGUUGUCAACCAAAAGUAUAUAUAUUACUGUAGUACUUAUUAUAUUGGACUUAAGUAAAAGGAAAUUACGCGUAAAGACCACAAAAGAACAAAUCAAACGUUAUUACUGCUUAAAGGCUAAAGAAAAUUAAAAACAACAACAAUGUUCGAGAAAUUGUGGAAAAUGACAAAUUAGAAAGAGAAAACGCGAAUUUUUUAUCUAAAUAAACAAUUACACAUUUUUAUACUAAACUUACUUUUAUACUCUAUUUUCUCUCUUCUAGCAUUUGAUAGGGUAUCUAGCGCAAAAUCUGUUACAAAUCUCUGUUUUGACGCAAACACUUUAAAAUUCACAUGAAAUUCCAUUGCAACUUCCACUCCAACAGCUGCCACAUGAAAACACAGAGCUUUGUCCGCAUUUCUUAUUUCUUGGUUUCAAUUUCUUCAUUUUACGAUUUCUGUCCAUAUCUCUCUGUUUCUUCAGCUUCUACGUAUACACACACAAUGGAAUCAACGCAAAACCAAGAUCACACUUCCGUUUCAUACCAGAACGUCGUCGUAAUGAGACACGCUGACCGCCUCGACAACUUCGACCCAUGCUGGGCCUCCACGGCCGCCCGUCCCUGGGACCCACCGCUAUUCGAAGCGGGUCGCCUUCGGGCAUUCCAAACGGGUCGGACUCUCGGACACACUCUCGGAUACCCCAUUCACAGGGUCUUUGUCUCCCCCUUCCUCCGCUGCGUCCAGACAGCCUCCGAAGUCGUCUCCGCUCUCUCCACCGUUGAUGCCGCGGAAGUCAAGGUGUCUGUUGAAUAUGGAUUGUGUGAAAUGAUGAACAAGGUGGCGUUUCGUAACGAUGUUGCCCCUAAAGAUGGAAAUUGGGGUUUUAAUAUAACACAGCUUGAAGCCAUGUUCCCAACAGGGACACUGAGUAGUAACGCAGAAAGGGUAGAUAAAGAGCUGCCUCAAUGGGAAGAGUCGUUUGAAGAAACACGGGAUAGAUAUGAGCGCAUAUUUAAGGAGCUUGCAGAUAAAUAUCCUGCUGAGAAUAUGCUGUUUGUUACACAUGGGGAAGGAAUUAAAGUGGCUGUAUCUUCGUUCAGAAAAGAUGCCAAAGUUUAUAAAGUUGGGUACUGUGGAUAUGUACAGCUUAGACGCCCUAUUUUGAAGAAAGAUCAAUCAUUUAUUACUGGAGAAUUUCAUGUACUUACUGAUAGUGAUCAAACUGGUGUAAGCUAUAAUAUUACCAAACCCUCUCACCAAUGACACCAAGUCAAAACCAAUGUAAUUAGCUCUAUUUUCAAUCUGCUCUCCUUCUUCAUUGUUUUUCUAACAUUGUAAUUGUAUAAAACACUUAAAAUAUUACUUUUCAUUUUGUGUCUAAAUUUAUCUUUAUA